Rhinichthys klamathensis goyatoka is the source of this 928-nucleotide messenger RNA. RefSeq lists its product as uncharacterized. Lineage: Eukaryota; Metazoa; Chordata; Actinopteri; Cypriniformes; Leuciscidae. Bases 57 to 815 code for a protein of 252 amino acids. The transcript is spliced from 4 exons. The record is from RefSeq and is a predicted model, not a curated record.
AAUGGCUGCAGGUUACUGAUUCUUUUUGUUUUAUUGUUAUCGGGACAGGUGUUUUGAUGUCUGCACAGCGAUUGUCUCUCUUGCCAUGUCUGCGUACUGUCCUGAGCUGCGGGGUUCUCAUGCUGGCUGCUCUGACAGACUUAACCUCAGGCAGGAAUUGCUCCCACCCGAUCAUACCCGAGCAUGGAGGUUUCCGCUGUGAACCCUCUCCCUGUCGUGGUUUCCCUCAAAAGAGCAUCAUUCGCUUCUUCUGCGAGCCCGGCUACACUCUACUCAAACGCCACCAUUGGUCAAAGUGUCAACGUGGGGAAUGGCAUCCGAAAGUGCCCACCUGUACACCCCGAUCAGAGAUUCCUGUCGGACAACAAGAAAAAAUGGACUCUAUCCCAAGUGUGGCUACAACUGCUAUUGGAGUGUCCAUCUUCCUCUUCACAACAACAGCCUGUUUGGUCAUCAAAUCCCGUCUACUCUCCUGCGGAACGCAACGGCGUUCCUCAGACCAGUUGGACCUUGUGGUGGAUGGUUUACCUGUAUCUCUUCCCACAUAUGAGGAGGCAAUCUACGGCAGUUGGGGCCAGCGACUCCCGUCGUUCCGUGGACCCACUCAGCUCCUAUUGGCCCAGGACGCAUCAGAACACAGUCCGCUGACUUCGCUCAUACGGUCCGAUUCGAAUCGUUGCACCGACACAGUUAAUCAGAGCACAGAGAAUCUGCCGCCACCUUAUGAAGAGGUCCAAUCAAGAUCCAGAGACACUGGGAACGACAGUGACGAACGGGCUUUGCAAAGUGCACUUUCUGAUGAUAAAAACAACUAAUUACUGGACUAUAAAUAUUCUCACCUUUAGCUUUUUGAUUGUUCAUUUCAUUGCACUGGAGUCCUUGUGACUUUUCUUUCAACCUUUGAUUGUGGAUUCAUCCUUUUGUGGCU